GGGAUUCAAUUCUAUUUAUGCUUUGUCAUUAUUGGAGAACUUAAACUAACAAAUUACAGAGAAGAUUGCAACAGAACCAUUACUUAUAUCAGUUUUACUGAAUACGAUAAUACUCUGUUAAUCGAUAAUACUUUUUUGCUUGACGAUGUUUAGAUAUGUUGAAGUCUAUCCCUGCCAUAUUUUCCUGUCAGAAUUUCCCUUUGGUCAUGCUAGGUAGAUGUUUUGUGAGUUGCAUUUAGACACAUUCAAAUGGAUCAUGUUGGUAAAAGUUGAACUGAAGAUAGAGGAUGAAAGCCAAGAUUCUUCUAUGUGCAGUAAGAUUUAUUUGUUUCCCUCCCAUACUGUAACUACCUCUUUAUAUGGAAGACAUUACUCUUCCUUUUCUUCCAUAUAAAAGUUGCUUCUAAAAAUUGAAACAAUCCCUGGAAUGAAUUUUCAAUUAAACUAGGAACUUGUCAGUCCUGUUCACUUUUCCUAGUGGAAACAUUUUCCAAAUACACAUUGACAGAUCUCAUCCCAGACAUAGUAUUUAUUAGUGAACACCAACAGAAAUUCCAUUAUAUACUGUCAGAAUAAUCCAUUAUUUUCUUCCCCAAAUACAGCCUUCUUAAAUGGCAUUCGCAAGUGGAUACUGGAGUAAAAAGGAAGUGCAUGGAAAUCCUCCAACUCCUAGACAUGGACAUGCAUUGGUAAUGGCUGGAAAUAUAGCAUUUAUAUUUGGGGGCUGCUCCUUUUAUAAUACUUCUGAUGAUCAACCAACAUAUUUCAAUGACUUCUACAUGCUGACAAUUACUCUGACUGAUUUGAUGUGGGAAAGGAUACCACAGGAUGGACACAUUCCUUGCCCACGACAAGGGCACUCACUUAGUGUAGUAAAAGGCAAGAUAUAUUUAUUUGGAGGUUGUUCAAGCAAGAAUGCUGAGUAUUGCCUUCCAGGAGUCCAUGUCUUUGAUCUUGAUUCUCUAACCUGGCAGAAGAUCUCAAUUAGUGGUCUUGCUCCUCAAACUCUUGAACACAGUUCAGCUGUAGUAGGUGAAAACAUCUUUGUCUAUGGUGGCAUGGAAGAUGGUAAAGCAGUGGAUGAUCUCUAUAUGUUCAACACAGUGUCUCACUGUUGGACUCCAGUGAAAACCUUUGGUUUAAACCCUGGUGCCAGGUCAGGCCACGCUUUUGCUGCCAUUGGAGAAAUCAUCUAUAUGUUUGGCGGUCGUUCCAAUGAAGAUGAAUAUUAUACUGAUGUGUAUGCACUGGACACAGUAUCUUUAAUGUGGCAAAAGUGUGAAGUAAAGGGAGAAAAGCCUUUCGGAAGAUCACAUCAUACAUUUACAGCACACAGUGAUAAGGACAUUUAUCUGUUUGGAGGAACUUUUGAGUUCAAAGAUGGCAAAAUGAUUUCAAAGAAUGAUAUUAUGAAAUUAAGUUUAGCUCGGAUGAAGUGGAAGAAGCCACUUUAUAUAGGGAUCCCUCCAGCUUGCAGAUGGAAUCAUGUUGCAUUUAUUCUCCAUAAUCAACUCUAUAUUUUCGGUGGAAUUAAUGGGAAAGAAUUCAAUGACCUCAUGGGAAUGAAAUUGAUAAAUCCUUCAGAGAGACAACCUUUUAUGAAAGAGAUUUUUUCAGAACUGGGAAUCCAAGGAAUAAGCAGCAGUUUUACACACACCAAAAUUCCUAAGAUGAAAUAUGAAUUGACAGAAUAUUCUUUGCUGCCUGCAUCAGUUUCUCCACCACCUUCAGUUACAAGAGAAGAGCUCCAGGAUUUCCAUUCUAUAUUUAGCCAAGCAAUGAAAAUGAUUACAAAGGCUUUUUAAUUAUUGGAGUCUGAAUUUCAAAAACUUCACAUGAUAAAAGCUGAACUGGCUCAGGCAACUAAGGCUUUUCAGCAUGAAAAAGAUCAAUAUGACAAAAACCUGAAAAACCAGCAGCAGGAGCUACAAGUGAUGCUAGAAAAACAUAAAGUCCAAAAUGAAGCAUGGCUCAAAGCCAGAGCUGAGGAGACUGACAAGGAAAGGAAAGAACUCUUCAAACUCAGAGAAGCAAUUCUUCAAGAUCAGGAAAGGCUGAGAGAUGAACAGCAAAGUGUUCAGCAGUGCAAUCAGCAGCUCAUUUCUGUAAUGCAACAACUCAAAGGAAUGUGAACCGUUGCUGAAUAAAAAAAAAAAACCUGAUCACACAACACAGCGUUGCUCAAACAGAUGAGCUGUUAUGUAUAGUAGGACAAAGAUCCUGCUACACUACCAAUUAAAUCUCGAUCUUGCUGAGGUUCAUUCAACCCUAGGAUGCUGGUUUCAUUAAAUUCCCAAUUGCUUUAAAAUACAUCAUAAAUUUUUGAUGUGCUGGUUUUUAAAAAAAAAAACAGAUAUGUAGACAAGAGUGCCUGAGGUGUUAAAUAAUGAGUAGGAUAAAUAUAUUGAAAUGUCACUUUGCAUUUUGUAAAAGUUUGGAUCAUGUGUUCCUGUUCACAAGGUGAGAGGCACGUGCAGCACACUUAAAAGGGGAAGGAACUUCAGUAGUUCAACCAUACUUCCAGUUUUUCUCCCCUGCUGAUACUCCUAGUUUUUCUUUUAAGAUGUGUCUAAAGAAUAUGCUAUCAUUUCUGAUUAUCAGAAUAAUGGUAACCAAUAUUUUGGCUUUGGAUAAAAAAUGGAUAUUAGGGUUCAGUUCUUAAAAGUAUAUAACAACCCUCUUCCCCUCCCCCAUAUAUGGUUAUUCAGAGGUCAAUCCCAUUGAGAUAUCUGUAAUGCUGCAGUAAAAUCAGACAUUAAAAUCAAAUCUCAA
Molecule: messenger RNA, 2772 nt
Organism: Crotalus tigris (Tiger rattlesnake)
Lineage: Eukaryota; Metazoa; Chordata; Lepidosauria; Squamata; Viperidae
Product: tip elongation aberrant protein 1-like
Exons: 18
Coding region: 612-1805 (397 amino acids)
Molecular function (GO): protein binding
Source: RefSeq, a predicted model, not a curated record